CAGGCAAAUGUGUCAGUGAAAUUGAAUUAGGGCCUUUGUGAAAACUUUGAAAAUAAUAUAUUUUGUGUAGAAAUGAGCAAUGAAGUGCACAGUUUCUGCGUGCGUAGUGAGCGUGUGAAGUGAGAAGUGAGUGCUGAGUGCCGGUGCGGCAUGGGCGAGGCAGCGGCUGACGCCAGUGGGGGAGUGUGAUGCGUCCCCGCGCCUCUGCCACGCCAUGAUGGCGCUCUUCGGGAUGGUCUGGCUACUCAAGGUUCGUAAACACUUGCGCCACUGCGCCCAUUGCCGCGCUCAUCUGAGAACCUGCGCACACUGUCGUGCGCGGCCGUCACCCUCCCUGCCGUCCAUCAUCACCUCGCGAGAUUCAACCAAAGAGUCAUGUGCUCAGGACUCCGCCUCGCAGACCUCUCCGCCUGAGCAGGAUCGGGCCAAAAUUUCUCUUGACUUAGUGGCUCACCGUCCAGCCUGCGAGGAUGACAGCGACAGUCAAGAGGGUCCCGAAGGGGAGGGGCGUGGCCCUGGGCCGGGUGAGGAGGAUGCCAGUGAGGGGGAGGACAGAACAGUGGAGGAAAGAGUUGAGCCUCCACCCAUGUCAGAGGCAAGUGAGAGCGACGGAAGUACUAUUCCUUUUGACAGUAAUGUGUUCCCUGCAGUGACUGCCUCCACACCGCUCCCAUCACUUAGCCCAACUCCCCCGGUUCGUGAGGGGAGUAUAUCCCCCAGACGGCCUCAGAAUCCAGCUGUCAGUGUAGCCCAAGAACCUUGUGAAAGUGUUUCCGGCUCCUUGGCUAGUCGUGUGUGUGGCUUGUAUGGCGAGGAUGUGCCGCGACGUGACCCGACCACCGCUGAUAGACGGAGGUCACUCUGUUCCAUGAAAAGACGCAGCUUACCUGAGGUUGAGGAUGAGGAGGCUAAAAAUAACAGGACUUCCACACUUCCCAGACAAGCCUCUACUGGUAGUGGUUACCGUUUUUGUUACACUCAAGGACACACACAUCCCAAUGCUUACGUACCUUCAGCUGGGUCAACACCACAUCUUCCACAAAAUACCAGUAGUUCCCUUCCCACUUGGGACAAAACUAUUCAUUACUCACACAUUAGUCAUGUUUCCACCAAUACAGUUUCGGCUGUAACGCCACAUGUUACACAGCCGCCACUCUCCACACCCUCAGGUCUCCUCCGAGAGGCACCAGUAUUAACACUGGAUCCACGCUACCUGCCGGGGGACGUGCUGGAGGGUGCAUAUGGUGGCUCGGAUUCUAGUUCUCAGAGUGGUUCGCGCAGUUCGUACAGCGACCACAGCUUACCACCUCCAUUGCCCUUUUCCGAGGGAGCUAUUCACUACCUCCCCGCUCCCCCAGCUGUCAGCAACACGACUUUACAGUAUCACCACCAGCUGCUUCCUCCCCCUGCAAGGGCUGAGAGUAUCUACGGGAGACGGUCUGAGGUGACCAGGCCAUCGAGUCCUCCCAGCCAACGCGUCCACUACAGAGAUGGAGUAUGGUCUAUCCCGACUCGUUCCAGUGUCUCCACCUUCCUGGGGGCUGAAUACCCCAGCUACGAUCCCACUACAGUGCCGGGUCGGGACCGCCGUCCUUUCGGUCAGGUGGAUACCCAGACUUAUUCAUCGCAGGGGACCCGAGGCACCCUGCCCAGGACCCGCAUCAAUUCCAGGUAUCAAGGCUCACCAGCGCGUCAAACUCGGAGUCACUCUCGCAGUCCGAGCCAUCCCCGCAUCAGACUUGACCAGCUGGAGGGAGGCAGGCCACCUCCGCUACCGGACUGGGGAGGACCUACCUCGGCGAGAACCUCGUACUGCGCACUGCACGGUUACAGCAAACCAAAAGACAUCCAAGAGUUUUACGAGGUCACGCUUCUCGACGACACCAAGAGCGUGCAGCAGAAGACAGCUGAGACCCUGCAGAUAGCCACCAAAUGGGAGACUACCAGCGGCCCCAUGUCUCCACACGUUCCUUGCCAGAAAGAUGAAAUCGAGUUGGAAGUGAGCGAUGUUCCUGAUCUGCCCACGCCGGAGCCUUCGCCUGUGUUUGAGAAAUCCCGGUACAGUGAAGCCGUGCCUCCCGUCAGCGCUUCCCAGAUGAAGGACAUAUCCGUCCUGGAUGGCGUCCCUCGCUCAGCUCAUAACCACGACGUAGCAAAGACAAAUGGCAGCUGGCAGGAAAAAGACCAUUCUCAGACAAAUGGCGGCCAGGACGAGUGGGAGAGCGAGGACAUUAUCCUGGAGCGGGGCAACCAAGGUCUGGGCUUCAGCAUCGCCGGCGGCACCGACAACCCACACAUUGGGUCAGACACAUCUAUCUACAUCACCAAGCUGAUACCUGGUGGUGCAGCUGCCACAGAUGGUCGCCUUCAGAUCACAGACGUCAUAGUGUCAGUGAAUGAUGUGAGUGUGGUCAAUGUGUCUCAUGCGACGGCGGUGGAUGCACUCAAGCGCGCCGGCAAUACUGUUCACUUGUGUGUGAAGCGUCGCAAACGACCCCCCAAUGUUCUUCUUAUGGAAGUGGAAUUAAUCAAAGGAAACAAAGGCCUUGGAUUCAGCAUUGCUGGUGGUAUUGGAAAUCAACACAUUCCUGGUGACAAUGGUAUUUACAUCACCAAAAUCAUGGAGGGUGGAGCAGCACAUGUAGAUGGCCGCGUCUGUGUGGGAGACAAGCUCAUCGCUGUGAGAGAGACACCAUCAGGUGAUGUCAAUCUUGAAAAUGUCACCCACGAAGAUGCUGUUGCCUGCCUCAAGUCCACCACUGACCGUGUGGUAUUGGUGUUGGGUAAAGUUGUCACCUCCCAAACCAACUCUGCCCCAGAUGUGACAGCUCACCCUCCACAGCCUACCCACCAGCCUGACCGUUCUCUUCCUCCCCUAUCUCAAUCUUCCUCAGUAUGCAAUACCAUCCCUCCAGCCACGCCGCCCCCAGCCUCCCACGACGAUAGCCACAAUGAGCAUGGCAUGGACUCCAGCUCCACACCUGACGACCUCAUACCAAAAGAACCUCGCAGAGUCUCACUAUCCAAGGGUACAUCAGGCUUGGGCUUCAAUAUCGUUGGUGGAGAAGAUGGUGAAGGAAUAUUCAUCUCCUUCAUUUUAGCUGGAGGACCCGCCGAUCUGUCCGGGGAGCUGAGGCGCGGCGAUCAGAUUCUCAAUGUUAAUGGCACUGACUUACGAAUUGCCACCCAUGAGCAAGCCGCACAAGCUCUCAAAGGAUGUGGACAGACAGUGAAUUUGACGGUGCAAUACAAACCUGAUGAGUACAACCGUUUUGAGGCCAAAAUCCAUGAUCUUAAGCAACAGAUGAUGUCUGGCACACUAAGAACUACACAGAAGCGAAGUCUCUAUGUCAGAGCAUUAUUCGACUAUGAUCCCAAUCGUGAUGAUGGAUUGCCCUCCCGUGGCCUUGCCUUCAACUAUGGAGAGAUCCUGCACGUAACCAAUGCCUCAGAUGACCAGUGGUGGCAAGCAAGACGUGUCUUGCCCACUGGGGAGGAAGAAGGAACUACUGGUAUCAUUCCCAGUAAAGCUCGCUGGGAGAAGAAGCAAAAAGCAAGAUUACGAUCUGUGGCUUUCCAGGGCAAGAACAACACUGAUGCCAGGCAAUCAACACUAGAAAGGAAGAAAAAGACCUUGUCAUUUAGUCGAAAAUUCCCAUUCCUAAACAAGAGCAAAGAUGAUAAAUCAGAAGACGGGUCUGAUAAUGAGCUUGAUGAGGACUUUGAAGCCUCCAUAGCCACAAAUGAUGGAGAAAGCGAUAGCAGAAGCAUGAGAGGAGAUGACUACAUCAUCCUGAGUUACGAGGGAGUGCAACAAAUCAAGAUCUCUUACACACGGCCAGUGGUGCUGCUGGGACCUCUCAAAGACCGGAUCAAUGAUGACCUCAUAUCAGAAUUCCCGGAGAAGUUUGGCAGUUGUGUCCCUCAUACAACUCGACCACGAAGGGAAUAUGAAGUCGAUGGGCGGGAUUACCAUUUUGUAGCCUCAAGGGAACAAAUGGAAAGGGAUAUCCAAAACCAUCUAUUUAUUGAGGCUGGCCAGUAUAAUGACAACCUCUAUGGAACAUCUGUUGCAUCUGUGAAAGAAGUAGCUGAAAAGGGAAAGCAUUGCAUACUGGAUGUCAGUGGCAAUGCUAUCAAGAGACUGCAAGUAGCACAACUGUACCCUAUUGCAAUUUUCAUCAAACCAAGGUCUGCUGAACAAAUCAUGGAGUGGAACAAACGGAUGACAGAGGAACAAGCCAGGAAAACAUAUGAACGUGCAUUGAAGGUUGAAGGAGAUUUUGGCGAAUACUUUACAGCAAUUGUAGCUGGAGAUACUCCAGAGGAAGUGUAUGCUCGGGUCAAAGAUCUGAUCCACCACCACUCUGGCCCUAAGAUUUGGGUGACCUGCAAGGAAAAGUUAUAAGGUUAGGAGACUCCCCUUGUGGGGUCAGUUUGAGCAUCUAGCACGUAGAUAUUUUGUUGCAUGAAAGAAAUACUCUAUCUUAUUGAGAGAAUCUGUUUCUACUAUAUGCUUGGAAACAUUAUAUUGACACAGCCUUUAAUCUUUCAAAUCCAGAUAGCUAUGUCUGUUACAGAUAAGCUGAGGAUCCUAGAGUGCAGUAAAAACUCGUUAUGUGAUGACUCAGGUGUGUCUUGGGCCUCGUUGACUAUAGUUGCUUUGUAUGAUUUUUUAGUCAUCUGUUGUAUUUUGAAAUGAUGGAUCCUGCAAAAGUGAAACAUUUAAUUGUAUUUUAAAGUUUUAUGCAUUUUAUUGCAACGUGAAAAAUGUGUAUUUGACAAUAGGGGUAUAGUAGUCACUUGCUGAGUAAUACCAGGUAGACAUACAGUGUAACUUCAUAUAAGAUAUCAUUAUUAAACCUGUGUGAUUACAGAAACAGCAGCAUGUAAGGCAAUACUUGUCUCUAUUAAAAAGAUGAUCAUGUUUAUGGCUUUCAAUUCACAGUUUAUUAUUUCAUAUAAGUGCUAUUUUCCUGUCUUUGAAAGCCUUGGCUGAAUAUUUGCAUUCCAUCAUAUGAUAAAUUUACUAGUCACAUAUGUCUUACAAAAGCCCUAAGAAAAUUUGGUUGUGUAAUUAAAAUGCUCAUCUUUAUAACAAGGUUAUUUUCACUGGAUAUAUAUAUAUAUAUAUAUAUAUAUAUAUAUAUAUAUAUAUAUAUAUAUAUAUAUAUAUAUAUAUAUAUAUAUAUAUAUAUAUAUAUAUAUAUUAAAGAACAGUUCUAACAAUUUAAUUAAUUUCAAAGAUUAACAAUAUUUCAGUCUAUAACAUGAAAUUGAAGUCAUGCUCAUAAAAUCUAGUAUCUGAUUGAAAACCCUGUACACAGGAAUUUCUUUAUAAAAUCAUGCCAUUGAUUUCAUACUUAUGUUAACUUAUUGUUUAUUAAGUUGCUAGAACAAAUUAAUGCAGAAUUUUAUUGUUUUUUAUGUAAUUAUUUCUGAACAUUUAUUAGAUUCAUGUUUAGUUGCUGGCUGAUUGUUUUCUUGUGGCAAAUUAUGAAGUCAUUUCUUUACUGAUCAGUAGUAAUGAUAUGAUCAAAAGAAUUUAUAUCAUGAAUAAGAAAACUAAGCUGGACCAGUCUAAUCUGAACCAAUUAUGGGUACCAAAAAGCUGCUUAGGUUAAGUUUAGUUAGGUGCAGUCAUAACUAUGAAAGUUUUCUGUUGUUAAAUUAAGGAAAAAUUCUGUAUGCAUUUGUUAAGUAGCUGUUACCCUUGCAUAAUGUAUCUUUCCUGAAGUCAACCCUACAAAGAAGUUAUCUUUUUCUUUCAUAUGUUGAAAACAAAAUCCUUGUUAUCAAUGUCUCAUUAGAUCCACAGAUACUGUUAGAUCCCAUAAAAAGUUUUUGUUGAAACAUGACACUUUCCUCAUUAAUCAUACCAUACAUAUAUAUAUUUUCUAAUUCCUUAGUCUUCGAGAAAUAUUAGGUUUGAUGGAUAUUAAAAUUUAAAAAACAGGUUCUGUGGUGUAGACAACACUUGCGACUGUUAACAUUGUGAAUGAUGUAAUCUCAUACCACAUGUAGGACUAGUACUUAGGUCACUCAUAAGAGUGAUUCAGUCACACUGCCUUGUGUCUUGUGUGCUGGUGACCACACAGGAUCAAGAUGUGGCUCUGAAUGAGAACUUUUGAACCAAAUGUUUCAGUCAGAUGCUGCCUUGUCUGAAUGAAAUGGUCAUCUUGGCUAUUUUAGCAAGUGAAGUAAAGAAACUUACUCGUUGUUUAGUGGAAAAUGAUCAGGUGUGUGGAAUAAGGUAAACUGUUGGCUAUGUAUAAAGUAAUGUGAUGUUUGCCGAUGUACACUGUGUACAUUACUUCCUCAAGUUGUGAAUGAAUAACUUCUGUUAUGCUAACUCUUGACUGUCAGCAUAAAUGGAGUAAUAGUUUUUUAAUGUUAUAUCCCUGAAGAAAACUAAUAUGAUACAAUCCUGAGAUGUUGUAUACAGCUUUCUGCCAGAGCAUUAGAUGUCACAAAAAAUCCCAUGAUGCAAUGGAGAUUCUUCACAUGUUUAAGGCCAGCAUAUACAGUUUUGGUUUUCAUGUUCUUUCCCCCUACUAAGGUUUUUUGGGGUGCACCCAUAGGGAAAUUUGGUUGAUUUCUUGCAGUGGAAGUUUUCUGAUAAAUAUUUAAACAAUGUUGUAGUUCUCACAAGAUGACUAAAAAUAUUUUGUAGCUUUUCUGCCAAUGCUGAUGACUAAGAACGUAAGUGCUGACUGUAUCAGAACAAGUGUUAAAUUGCUGCUCUUGGCAAUGGGUAUGUAUCAAGACUCUAUACACAUUAUACUGUGGUUUUGAAGGUGAUGUAACACUGACAGAAAAUGGUUAUCAUGUUGUUACAAGUGCGUUUUACAAAUUAUUGUUAACAUAUUUUGUCAAUAACCUAUUUAUCUGUAUCCUGAUAAAGGUUCUGUGUGGUGUAGUUAUGGUGCCAUUUUUUAUCUUAUAUAAUUGUCAUACUUUAAGCUCUUCAUUGUGUUUGUAUGUACUGGAGUGUGUAAAUAUAUGGUGUAAUAAUGCAUUGAGAGCUUAUUACAUUAGAUACUUAAUUGUUUCCUGUAAUCAUAUAGCACAAGGAUUGUGCAAUGUACAGUAUAAUUAUUUAUUACAUAUUCAUUACGAGUAUAUAAAUCUUGUGUAACAGGUUUAGUUCAUGACACUAUGACUAAACUUUAAAUAUGUUUAUAUUUCAAAAUGACUAACAGUUAAGCCUUUUGUCAAAAUAUGGGCAGGGAACCCAUGUUGACUUGUUGGUGUGAUUUUUGUAUGUCCUAGGAAGGUUUCCAUAUUCCUUUAGACCUUUCAUUAUUGCAGAAUUAUUAUUUCUCCCCUUAACUUUUUUCAUGUCCAGAUCCAUACCAUUCUGUCACUGUAGCCCAGGAAGCAGUAAGAGGAAGUCUGCAGCUUAACAUAAAUUUGGGGAAAAGAUUGAAUCAUUAUUACUUCCUGUGUCUUUUUAAAAAUGUAUCUUUUAACAGCAUCCAGUACAUAGUUAAGUUGACUAUCAUUACUAUUUCAAUUCUAUCACCCAGCCAGUUUCAGUUUCUAGACAGUGACCUCUCAGUACUUUGCUGCAAAAAUACUCUUCAUGGGCUCUGGGUGGCAGUCCCUCAUGGCCUUAAAUCAGUGCUACUAUCUCAUGAUUACAGGAUGGGUUAUUUAUUUUUUUCCAGGUGUAUAUUUCACCUAAACAAGCAGACUUUAAAGCCUCAUGCAGAGAUGGUAGCAUGCUGGACUUGAUUAUGAAAGCUAAUUUUCCAGUAUAUAUAAUUACCAUUAACUGGAGAUGUUUGUACAAAUUCUUAAUAAUGUUUUAUAGAGAGAAUAUUAUUUAAUGACAAUAAAGACUGAAUAAAUGUUUUUUUUCCCAAUACAGAUGAACACUGAGGUUUGAAGGUUUUAAAUGUGAAACUUCAAAUUUAACAUCACAGCUACAGAAGAGAUAAAGUGAUUGUUCUUGCUGUUACUGCAAACCAUUUGUUUGCUCAAUAUAUCUGUAGCUACCACUAACAGUUUUAAGUCUGAUUUCAAUGGCACCACAACUACAAUCCAUUCUCAGCAGACCUUAAUACCUGCAGCUUCAGAGGUGCCAUGGCACAACCUCUGAGACCCUCCCUUCUCUAACCCCGUAUUGUAAAUACAACACUAUCUCAAAAC
Portunus trituberculatus (swimming crab) is the source of this 8154-nucleotide messenger RNA. RefSeq names its product disks large 1 tumor suppressor protein-like. Lineage: Eukaryota; Metazoa; Arthropoda; Malacostraca; Decapoda; Portunidae. Bases 215 to 4408 code for a protein of 1397 amino acids. The record is from RefSeq and is a predicted model, not a curated record. Gene Ontology annotation, biological process: chemical synaptic transmission. Gene Ontology annotation, molecular function: protein binding. The transcript has 22 exons. Gene Ontology annotation, cellular component: postsynaptic density membrane; neuromuscular junction; neuron projection.